GUAAGGAAGAUGGAGGAACCGCGGUUUGGAAGGAGCGCUUUUCAGGGUCUCCGGUUCGAGUCGCGAUGACGGAGAACUGCGGUCCGGACGAGUGAAAACAUCGGGGCUUCAGCGGAGGCUGCGGAUUUCCCAUCGACUGCAGCGAAAGAGUCGAGUUCGCGCGGUUUUGGACGCCGAUCGGAUCAUUCACAAUGAACCCGUGCUGGAGGGAGAUGAAGCAGCUGCAGAAAGCCAAGUUGAAGGCGCAGAGCAGCAGCAACCUGAAGGAAGAAGCAAGUCUGUGCAACCAGCUGGGAGAGGUUCUGGCCCGCAGCGGUGAUUAUGAGGCUGCCAUUGAGGAGCAUCGGCAAGAGCUGGCCCUGUCAGAGGUGCUACGCGAUGUGAUCGGCAGCGCCGUGGCCAAUCGGAAGAUCGGGGAAUGCUACGCGGAGCUCGGCAACAUCGAGGCGGCUCUCAAGUACCAGCAGCGCCACCUGGACCUGGCCCGCUCGGUCGGAGACGCCGCCGAAGAGCAGAGGGCCCUGGCCACCAUUGGCCGCACCUUCCUCUUCCGCUACGAGUCGGACCAAUCGCAGGAGAGCCUGCGGCAGGCGGAGAACGCCUUCAAGAAGAGCCUGGCCAUCGUGGACGAACGUCUGGAAGGUGCGGUGCCGGCCCGGGAGCUCAGCGAAAUGCGGGCGCGCCUCUUCCUCAACUUGGGCUUUGUGUGCGACGGCUUGAAAGAGCCACAGCGCUGCAGCGACUUCAUCCGGAGAAGCAUCUUCAUCGCAGAGAGGAACCACCUGGUGGAGGACCUGUAUCGCGCCAACUUCAACCUGGGCAGCAUCCACUUCCGCAACGGGCAGCACUCGCGGGCGGUGCGCUGUCUCGAACAGGCCAAGGAGUGUGCACGCAAGAUGAAGGACAAGUUUGCUGAGAGCGAGUGCUAUAGCAGCAUCGGCCAGGUGCUGCUCUCCUUGGGGGACUUUGUUGCUGCCCGGCGCUCCCUGAAGAAGGCCUUCAUACUGGGUUCGCAGCAGGCGGCCGACCGCGAGGUCGUGAAGAGGGCGCUGAAACAUGCGAUCCGGGGCUGCCAGCUGGAGCAGGCGGUGGCGGAGCUUGGUGAGGGCCACCUUCAGGAGGCGGUGGGACUGGCUGAGCAGCUGGGAGACCUGUACUGUAAGGUGGGCUGCUACAGCAAGGCGCUGGAGGCCUACAACUCCCAGCUGUCAAGUGCGGUGACCCUGGGGAAGCCAGCCCGGGAGCUCGCUGUGAUCCAUGUGUCCCUGGCUGCCACCUACACCGACCUACGCCUGUACCACAAAGCUGUAGAGCACUACCGGGAGGAGCUGGCACUGCGGGAGGGCAACUCCAAGGAGGAGUGCGAGUCCUGGCUCAAUGUCGCUGCCUGUAUGGAAGACGGUGGGAAGUCCGCAGAAGAGGUGGACGGCUGCUACACGUCGGCUCUGCGCUGUGCCGAGACAGCUGGACUCCUCGCUCUGCAGCGACGGGUUCUGAAGGCGUGGCUCUCGGCCCAGAGGCGGUUGGGCUCCACCCAGUGUGACGUUACGGAGGCCCGUCUCCAGGAACUUGGAGCCGUGCAGGGGGGCGACGGUGGCGAGAGUGAUGUAGAGGAGGAGAACCAGGAAGAGAACAGCGAGCCGCUGGAGGACAGCGACAUCCCGCUUUCCGACUCGGAUGAAGACCUGGAGGAGUACGAAAAGCUGGUUCCGGGCCGGAGGAAGACUGCUCGGUGGAACAAGAGGAAUGAGAAGGGCGAGACGUGCCUACAUCGGGCCUGCAUUGAGGGCAACGUGAAACAGGUCCAGUACCUGUUGGAGCAGGGUCACCCGUUGAACCCCAGGGAUUACUGUGGCUGGACUCCACUCCAUGAGGCCUGUAACCACGGACACCACGAAAUUGUAGCCCUGCUGCUGGACCGCGGGGCGAACAUCAACGACCCAGGGGGUCCCCUGUGUGAGGGCGUCACCCCCCUGCAUGAUGCCCUCAGCUGCGGGCACUUCCAGGUGGCGCGGCUCCUGGUGGAGAGGGGCGCUUCUGUCACGCUCAGGAAUUCUAAGGGAGAGAUGCCCCUCGACUGCCUGCGCUCCUGGCUCAGGAUGUACAACCGGGAGCUGGACCAGGAGACGCAGCAGGAGAGCGCUCAGACUGAGAGACUGUUGAAGAAGGCCGCUUCCUGCACUGGCUUUGCUGCUCUGCCGGCUACGAAGCCCUUUGACUCGCUGCAGGACAGCCAACUUUUCGAUGCAGAGAAUUCAGAGCCACUGGUCUCCACUGGGGAGCGCUGCUCCUUGGAUCGAGGCCUACAGCAGAACAAGAGCACGAUGAUGAAGAGCGUAUUGUCGAGUCCCUCACAGAGGCGCCCCGUUGGCAGGGGUCAUCGGCAGCGAGGGACCGAGGAGGCAGUUCUCUUUGGGGACAGCAGUUCCUCAGACCAGAGCGACUCCGAUGACCCCAUCAGCCCUUUACGCCCCGUCCGGCCCCGCCUUCGAUUCCCACAACCCCCCUCUCCCCCGGCCCCUGUUCCGACCCAGGAUCCCUGUGCUACAGCCUUCCAUCAGGCUGCUCCGCCUCCUGUGUGUGGGUCUGAGGACUACCAGAGGACAAUUCGCAGCUUGGGCAGCGCUAAGUCCCGCCUCCUCACUCAGGACCUAUCAGAGCCAGAGUUUACUAGCACACCGGCAGUGUCAGCCAAUAGCAGGUCGGCCCUGGUGCCGGAGGAUGAGUAUCUGGAAGACGACUGGCUGGAGGACGACCUGGGUGAAGUGCAGCCCAAAAAGAGGCGGAGGGUAAGUGUGGAACAUGACAGGAGACGGGAGAAGAGUUCAGCGUCAUCGGUGAGAAGUGAGGGUCACCGCGCGGCUUCCUCGCACUCCUCUGCCAGAGGCUCCUCCGUGCCCACUGGGGGGCGCUCUCUCGAAAAGGGCAGCCAAAAGUCCCGGCAGGUGAAGAUGACCCAGCUGUCUGGGAUGGUACUGCUGGGCAGGAGGGAGGUGGGCUGCUCGCAGAGCCCUGCGGAGGAGGAGCCCCCAUCGAGCGCAGUCCAGCCUCAGGGUCCAACGGCGAGCGCAUCCACCGCCAUACCGGCUCCAAUCAGGAUGAGGGUCCGAGUUCAAGACAACGUCUUCCUAAUUCCUGUUCCGCACAGUGAAGCCGACUCCUGCACCGUCUCCUGGCUCUGUGAGCAGGCUGCCCAGCGCUACUACCAGGCCUGUGGCCUCCUGCCUCGCCUCUCCCUGCAGAAGGAGGGCGCUCUGCUCUCCCCCCAUGACCUGCUGCUGGCUGUCCUGCAGACCAAUGAGGAGGUCCUGGCUGAGGUGACCUCCUGGGACCUCCCUCCACUGCCUGAACGCUACAGGAAAGCCUGUCAGAGUCUCUCUGUGGCUGAGAACAGGCUGGUGUCCAGGCUGUGUGAGGCCCAGGACGGCAGCCCCUCGGUGUCGGUGUGUGGGCUCAGCCUGCCCCCCGCUGGCCUCCGCUCACUGCUGCGCGCCCUCAAGCUGCAGCCAGGGCUGACGGAGCUCCGCCUCUCUGGAAACCGCCUCCGUGAUGACCUCAUGCCUGAGCUCAUCUCUGCAGUGAGCACCAUGCCUAGGCUCCGCCUUCUAGAUGUGUCAGCCAAUUGCAUCACAGGGGAGGGGCUUAAGAAGGCUGCCGCAAAACUGGAGGAUCUGGGUCAGUCAGCAUUUCCAUGUCUGGAGGAGCUGGACCUGAGUGCGAACCCCCUGGGCGACUCGCUGUCGCAGCCCCUGUCCUCCCUGCUGUCCUGCUGCCCCCUGCUGAGCUCACUGUCCCUGCAGGCGUGUGGUCUCUCCGGCCGCUUCCUGCAGCAGCACCGACUCCUGCUGGCCAGCGCCCUCUCAGCCACAGGGCACCUGAGGUCUGUCUGCCUGUCCCACAAUCCACUGGGCUCCACAGGCCUGGAGCUGGUGCUGAAGAGCCUCCCGCUGCAGUGCCUCACUCACCUCUACCUGUCUGCCGUGUUGAGCAGGCCGGGUGACCCCCUGGGCGUGGACCACCUCAGUAUGCACCUGUCUCAGGAGGACUGCUCCGUGACACACCUCAGCUUUGCUGCCAAUGGACUGACAGACAGUGACAUCUCCUGCUUGUCCAGGUGCCUGGUCCUCAGCCGUUCUCUGACCUCCCUGGACUUGUCAGGGAACCCUGGUGUGACGACGGCUGGACUGGGAUCCCUUGUGGCAGCCUUGCAGGAGACACGGCGACCUCUGACCCUCCUCAACCUGCAGGGGUGUGCGGUGGGCGGGCCCUGGGACGGCGUGGACAUGGACAGCCUGUCCUGCUCUGUGCGAGACCUUCGCCUCUGUUCCCAGCGUCUCAACAAGCUGGACCAGCGGACAGUACUGCAGAGCUGGCGGGGCAGAGAGGCGACCGUUCUCAGCCGCAGCGCCAAGUGCUUCGUCAGGGUCUCCUCACUGCCGUGAGGUUCGAUCCCAUCCCCCACUGCACCGGACCUCUUCUUUGAAGGAGGAAGGAAUGCAUGAAUGCCAUACUUCUGGAAAUCAUUAUCCACAGUGUGCGUGCAUGCACACACCUCUGUACUGGUCUGUAAAGUCCACACAACCGAUCUCCUGUCCUGGUCCCUUUCUUUCCGACUCCUAGGCAGGGCAUCGGCAGCAGGUUCUCAGCCCAGUUACUGUGACCACACACUGUAUCACACCACUUCCUAAGUGUUCACUUUAUCUGUGUCAGCUGGAGUGCUGACCGGUGCUGUUGUUUUUCACUCAAUCAACAAGGCUGAGAAAAUCAGUGUUUAAACAUGACCCCCAACCUCUGUCCUCAGUGAGGUCAUUGGCUGUUGGCUGAAGUCACAUCCAAUUUAUUUACUAAACCCCAGUUUUUUAACCUUCAUUUGCUGCUUUAUUUUUAUAAAUGCUCAAAAAAAAGGCUGAUUUAUAUUUCAAAUUUAGCAUUUGCCUGAAUAAAGUUGCGGAAUACAUUUGUGAAGCAGGUGGGCUUUACAUGCAGCCCAGCACAGUUGUAAAGUCAAUUUUGUUAAUGUGUGUGAGACAAACACAAGGAAAUGUGUGUGAGAGAGGGAUGUACACAUUGUGAGAUCCUUUGUCAUUUUGUCCUGCAGUUGAGUGCCAGUGAGAACCUGUUUUCAACAACGCUCAUUUUAUGCUGUUUUAUUCAUGUAGAAGAAAUCUGAGGUGUAGUAAAAAAUACACCAAACAAAAGUGCAGCAGAAAUGUGGAUUUGAUCUGGCAUCUGCACUUUCUGUCUGGUCAUUAAUAAUAAAUAACUAUAUACCACCUCAAUGGUGCUGCUGUGGAAAAACUCAAGAGUUGUGUGCUCAUCCUGACCUUUUUGCUUCUGUUUGUUUCCGAACUAUUUGUAAACUCACUAACGUCUCUUGGAGAAUAUUGUACGUUAAACCUUUUCACAGUGACACACAGAAAUAUCAAAAUGUUUACAUUUUUAAUGCACUUUUUUAUUGCAGCAUGAAAACAAGGCAUUACCAAUAGACUAAUAGGUUGUUAGCAGUAAUAGAUUAUUAACAAGCAACACAAUGAGUUGACGGCAAAAGCAGCUUAUUGUUAGUCUGCUUUUUGAAUUAUACUUUGCAGUUAAGCAUCGUCAGUAGGUGAAGCCCUGAAAUUACUCCUCCAGCCCAGUCUCUUAUCUUGCUCAGGUCUAAAAUGAUGUAUUAAAGUGUUUUUUUGGACUA
Scleropages formosus (Asian bonytongue) is the source of this 5689-nucleotide messenger RNA. RefSeq names its product tonsoku-like, DNA repair protein (gene tonsl). Gene Ontology annotation, molecular function: protein binding. Lineage: Eukaryota; Metazoa; Chordata; Actinopteri; Osteoglossiformes; Osteoglossidae. The coding region runs from base 192 to 4442 and encodes 1416 amino acids. Gene Ontology annotation, biological process: replication fork processing; double-strand break repair via homologous recombination. Gene Ontology annotation, cellular component: nuclear replication fork. The transcript has 28 exons. The record is from RefSeq and is a predicted model, not a curated record.